This is a messenger RNA of Neurospora crassa OR74A, 1158 nucleotides long. Lineage: Eukaryota; Fungi; Ascomycota; Sordariomycetes; Sordariales; Sordariaceae. The record is from the annotation of a RefSeq genome assembly.
AUGAGAUUAUUAAAAAGUCAUCCUUUAUUAAAAUUAGUUAACUCAUAUCUUAUUGACGCUUCACAACCUAGUAACAUAAGUUAUUUAUGAAACUUCGGUUCUUUAUUAGCAUGUUGUUUAAUUAUACAAAUUGUAACUGGUGUAACAUUGGCAAUGCACUAUAGUCCUAACGUAUUAGAAGCUUUUAACUCUAUAGAACAUAUUAUGCGUGAUGUGAAUAAUGGAUGAUUAGUACGUUACUUACACAGUAACACAGCUUCAGCUUUCUUCUUCUUAGUUUAUUUACAUAUAGGAAGAGGAAUGUAUUAUGGAUCUUAUAGAGCUCCUAGAACAUUAGUUUGAGCUAUCGGAACAGUAAUCCUUAUACUUAUGAUGGCUACUGCCUUCCUGGGUUAUGUUUUACCUUAUGGACAGAUGAGUUUAUGAGGUGCUACUGUUAUUACCAAUUUAAUAAGUGCAAUUCCAUGAAUUGGACAAGAUAUUGUUGAGUUCAUUUGAGGAGGUUUUAGUGUAAACAAUGCUACUUUAAAUAGAUUCUUUGCUUUACAUUUUGUUUUACCAUUUAUUUUAGCAGCAUUAGUAUUAAUGCAUCUGAUUGCACUUCAUGAUACAGCAGGGUCAAGUAACCCUUUAGGUGUUUCAGGUAAUUACGAUAGAAUAACAUUUGCUCCUUAUUAUUUAUUUAAAGAUUUAAUAACUAUUUUUAUCUUUAUAUAUGUUUUAAGUUCAUUUGUUUUCUUUAUGCCCAAUGUUUUAGGUGAUAGUGAAAAUUAUAUAAUGGCCAACCCUAUGCAAACUCCACCUGCUAUUGUGCCAGAAUGAUAUUUAUUACCUUUCUACGCUAUAUUAAGAUCUAUACCUAAUAAAUUAUUAGGAGUUAUUGCUAUGUUUAGUGCAAUAUUAGCUAUAAUGUUAUUACCUAUAACAGAUUUAGGUAGAUCAAAAGGUUUACAAUUUAGACCUUUAAGUAAAUUCGCUUUCUGAGCUUUUGUAGUAAAUUUCUUAAUUUUAAUGAAAUUAGGUGCUUGUCAUGUAGAAUCACCUUUUAUUGAAUUAGGUCAAUUUAGUACAAUCUUUUAUUUCAGUUACUUUAUAUUUAUAGUACCUGUGCUUAGUUUAAUUGAGAAUACUCUUGUAGAUCUCAACUACUUGAAAUAA